Messenger RNA from Haliotis rubra (blacklip abalone), 4275 nucleotides. Its product is annotated as metal transporter CNNM4-like. Gene Ontology annotation, biological process: transport; magnesium ion homeostasis. Gene Ontology annotation, cellular component: plasma membrane. Bases 135 to 2588 code for a protein of 817 amino acids. Lineage: Eukaryota; Metazoa; Mollusca; Gastropoda; Lepetellida; Haliotidae. The transcript is spliced from 7 exons. Gene Ontology annotation, molecular function: transmembrane transporter activity. The record is from RefSeq and is a predicted model, not a curated record.
UGCAGGUGACAUCAGACAGACACACACCUCCAGCUGAGCGUUAACGGGGUCAGUGUACUCUAACAAUCUGCAACUGACCGGUCAAUGGGCGGAACUGACCGAGCAACUGCUUCCGGUUUUGUUUCCGCAAAAACAUGGCUGAUGGUGGUGGAUGGCUAAAGUUGACUGUGUGGUUGUUAGCAGUUCUUGUAACGAUGUGCAAAGCAAGUAGCCCCAAAACAUCAACGGUGGCUGCAAUACUGUCAACACAUGCGGGCACUAGAGAUGCCAGCGGCACUCUCACAGUGACUAUUUACGAAAACACCUCAAUCCGACUCAUUGGCACUAACUUCACCAAUUCCACAGAGAUUUCAUUCACAACAGAAAAACUGCUUCCUACAGAUGAAGGGUCCACGUGUGAAAGCUCUAAAAAGACGAAGUCUUUCAGUGUCAGUAGAUUGAUAUCGGAUACAGUUGUAGAAUUCAAUAUUUCGUUAGAAGACGUAAAUAUUGCUCGGAAUGAAAAGUAUUACUACUUGUGUUUGAAAGAACAAUCGCAGUGGACUAAACAGGGCAAUGAUCCCUGGUUGCGGGUGGCAGUCUUACCGAAGGAGGAAAAAGUUUUCCUACUACCGUUAUGGCUCCAGAUAAUUUGCUUAACUGUUUUAUUGUGUCUCUCUGGUCUUUUCAGUGGACUCAAUCUUGGAUUGAUGGCUUUGGAUAAAACUGAACUUAAAAUUAUUGAAAAGUGUGGUUCUCCAAGUGAGAAAAAAUAUGCCCGUGUGAUUGUUCCACUGAGGAAACGAGGUAAUUUCUUGUUGUGUACAUUGUUGUUAGGUAACGUGCUCGUGAACAACACCUUGACAAUUCUUAUGGAUGAUCUCUCCAAUGGACUUAUUGCUGUCAUUAUGUCCACUAUUGCAAUUGUCAUUUUUGGAGAAAUCAUUCCACAGGCAAUUUGUUCAAGACAUGGACUGGCAAUUGGUGCAAGGACUAGAUGGAUCACAUUGUUUUUCAUGCUAGUAACGUUUCCAUUAUCAUUCCCUAUCAGUCUUCUGCUUGAUAAAAUUCUUGGUGAGGAAAUUGGUCAGGUGUACAACAAAGAAAAAUUACAAGAGUUAAUACGAAUGACUGCUGAUUCCAAAGUUAUUCAAAAUGAGGAAGCAAAUAUCAUUGCAGGAGCAUUACAACUUUCCAACAAAAAGGUGGAAGAUGUGAUGACUAAAAUUGAAGAUGUGUACAUGCUGGAUAUCAACACAGUUUUGGAUUUUGACACAAUGUCUGAAAUCAUGAACCAUGGUUACACAAGAAUACCUGUUUAUGAUGGAGAGAAAAGUCACAUUGUGAACCUGCUUAACACAAAGGAUUUGACUUUAAUUGAUCCUGAUGACAAGACUCCCCUGGGAACUGUGUGUAAAUUCUACGAUCAUCGUCCCUUGUGUGUUGACAGUGACAUCAAACUGGACUCCAUGUUGCAAGACUUUCUCCAAGGAAACUCCCAUAUGGCCAUUGUUCAGUACCUACGCAAUGAGGGGGAUGUGGACCCUUGGUAUCAGAUUCUGGGCGUCGUGACCUUGGAGGACGUCAUUGAGGAGAUCAUCCAGUCUGAGAUCAUUGAUGAGACUGACAUUCUCACUGACAACCGUAAGAAGAAACCUCGGCGCCGCGAGAAGCAGGACUACAGUGUAUUCAGCGGACCAGAGGAGGAGAACUACACCAAACUCUCCCCCCAGUUGGCGCUGGCAGCCUUCCAGUUUCUGUGGACCAGUGUGGAGCCUUUCUCUGAAGACAACCUGACUCGCAACGUUCUCAAACGCCUCCUCCAACAGAACAUUGUCGUUAACCUUACCUUCACAGAAGAUGACAGUGAGAAGAACUAUUUAUACAGGGCUGGGAUCGAGUGCGACUACUUCAUCCUCAUCCUUCAAGGCCAUGCUGAUGUGUACGUCGGGAAGGAGAACGUGGCAUUUGAAGCGGGACCAUUCAGCUACUUUGGCACCGGAGCUCUCACUUUUAAGGAGAAACAACUGGCACCGCCUGGCCAGGACAGUGUUGACUACAAGAAGGAGCCAUACACGCCCGACUUCACCAUCAAGGCCAAGACCUUUGUGCAGUUCCUGCGCAUCCGACGCAAUCACUACAUCGCUGCCAGACACACAUCGAUGAUGGUGCGCAAGCAGCAAGAGUACAACCAGAAUGAAGAAGAGCACUUCAAGAAGGAAUGGCACAAGGCACUCAAUUCCUCGCAAAUGAGUCGCAACAACAGCAGCAUGACCUUCAGUGAUAUCCUGGACAAGAAGGACUCUGUUGAGGGCCUCCAUCAUAAGGCCACGACCCCAGACAUGCCCACCGUUGAGAUCAAGAAUGCCUCUAGCAACGAAGCAGAGAAGAAGGCUUCAAAAGCUCAACUUGAGGAUUGGUCAGAGGAUGCGACUAAGUUGGAUGAUGUCAUGUUGAAGAAAGUCGGAGAAGGAGAUAGGAAUGCAGAUGGAGAUUCUGUUAAAGAGGAGACAACUCCAGCUGACUUUGAUGAAGAGAAGACUCCACUAGUUGGACACGGAGACCAGAGGGAAGCCCAGCGUUCUCCCAAACGUUCUCCCAAGUUAUAGCAGUAGCUACACCCGACAGGGGCAGAUAACUCUUACAGUAUUUAUUUGAUUAAACACCAUUUGGAAGUGGACAGUACCAAGCACUGUAGAACACCAACAGGGCUCUAGUCUUUCAAUGCUGAAGCACUGUAGAAAUGCAGCUCUAUACCAGUAGAAUAUAUUUCAUCAUUGUUGUUACGGUUUCGAUUGCUGAUUAAUGAAUGAAGGUUCUCUACUCACAGGGCAACAUUUCUCACGUCUUGCUAAAACAUUACUGAAAUAAUUUCCACCCCAACCCAAUAACAGCCCCACCGAAAGUGGCUUACCCACUUUAUGACUAAACCAAAACAGAACCUAUUCCACUUCGGACUUGUUUACCAUGAACUUAAUAUGGACCCCACCACUACUCCAUGCCCACCUUAUCAUCACUCUACCUUCCUAAAGAUGGCUGUUUGACAACUACAACUAUAUUAGACCCACCUCCAACCCAACCCUGUAAUGACUGCAAUACUUAACCACUAAACUAAAAUGGACCAAUCCACAACCCUCAUUCUCUUGUCCUAGUUUCCGAGGUACUGUUUUGUUCAGUGAAGAAUCAUUGUGUACUAUUACAGGACUAGGACCAUGUUGGAUAACUUACGAUGUGUGAUGAAUAUUCAGACCAUUGUUAAAGGGUAGAAACAAUCAUGUGAUUUAAAUGUUCAAAUAAGCACCCCUCCCUUAGUGUAUUGCAGUAGUGUCUCCCUUGGCAUCUGAUUGGCUGAAAAUUCCAGAGCACCAACAGUCUAUGCCACUAAAAGUCUUCUAGCCCUAACAUGAGGGGCGGUGGGGUAGCCUAGUGGUUAAAGCGUUGUCUCGUCACGCCGAAGACUCGGGUUCGAAUCCCCACAUGGGUACAAUGUGUGAAGCCCAUUUCUGGUGUCCCCCGCGGUGAUGUAGCUGGAAUAUUGCUAAAAGCGGCGUAAAACCAAAACUCAGUCAGUCAGUCUAGCCCUAACAUGCCUCUCUCUACUUUUUGUUCAGUUCAAGUGUUAUGGUGUGGACAGUUAUUAGCUGAGCUAACUUGCCCAAAGAAAAUGUUUACUUGACUCUUACUUCAGACUAGUGGUUAGAGAGGCUGAGUGCACUAAUAAUGUUUAGUCAUUGGAAGAACAGUUUGCAUUUCUACUAGGCUUCAGUAAGUUCUGUAUGUAGAACAGUUUUAUAGGUUUUGGUAAAGAUUGUGCUGAUACACAUCAACUAUCGUAUACCACGCUUGACUGUUUGAUAUUGCUAAUAUUUAGCCUUGCUUUGGCACUAAUGUUUACACCAUCAUGUAUUACACGCCAAGCAGCAUUUGCUUUAGAUGUGAACAAUUUUUGAUAGUUUAUUGAGGAUAGUGGGACAGUGUGUCCUUCACUUGAACUGGGAUAGAGUUUGAUAGGACUAUCCAUAAUGAUCGGAGAGCAUGAGUCCACAACAGAUUAAUGAUUUGUUCACGGAACUGACUUCUACAUUUUAAACAUUGUGGGGUAUUUCAUGGAGAUUGUUCCAUCAAGGACAGGUUACAUCCUGAUAAAUUGAUAAAGUUACACCUGUCUAUAGGCUAAUAGAAAAUUGUAUUACCUUAAAUACUGUUGUAAUUGUUAUUGUUUACAAAUUAUUAUCAUCACCUUAAGAUAUUUGGACAAACAUGAAGUUGAUUUGUUGUGGCCUUAUUGAGAACAAA